UAAAGCUGAAAAUUACAUUAUUCGCUCCUGCUCUGACCCAUUUGGGAGUCAAUUUAAGCGCCACAUGAACACACUCAGGCUGCAGACCAUCAAGGGCCAGAUCCUACUGCACUGUAAGUCUGCUAUCUUUCUUCUAGAACACAGCAAUGGCAGUUCCACCCAGUCCACUGACCACCCAUGUGCUGAAUAUUGUCACUGGAAUCCCCGUGGCAGAUAUGGCUCUCAGUCUGUACGGACAGGACGCCUCAACCAAAGUCUGGAAUUUGAUCACUACUGGUGUGACCAACAGUGAAGGCCGUUGCCCAGGACUCAUCACUAAAGAAAUGUUUCAGCCUGGUAUGUACAAGAUCCGCUUUGAAACAGAGCUGUACUGGGAGAGUUUGGGGGAGACCAGCUUUUAUCCCUAUGUUGAGUAUGUGUUCGCCGUCGGUGAUGCAGAACAACAGUACCAUCUUCCUCUUCUUCUGAGUAGAUUCUCAUACACCACAUACAGAGGAAAUGAGGCAUCGUGACCAUUCACAUCCUCCUGUUAAAGAGCAUCAUCAGACCUCUGUCAAGGAAGUCUAAAACAUUUAUGAUGUUCAAAAUGUUCUCCCUUUUGCUUUGCAAAUUGUAAAUCCUGUUUGGUCGCGAGCGCUCAAACAAGAUCCCUAGAAAAAAAAAUGUUUUAAAUUAAUAACUGUCAUUUCAUAUUUGCGGAAAUUGGCGCCACAACC
Synchiropus splendidus (mandarinfish) is the source of this 716-nucleotide messenger RNA. Its product is annotated as 5-hydroxyisourate hydrolase-like. Gene Ontology annotation, molecular function: hydroxyisourate hydrolase activity. Gene Ontology annotation, biological process: purine nucleobase metabolic process. Bases 147 to 512 code for a protein of 121 amino acids. The transcript has 4 exons. Lineage: Eukaryota; Metazoa; Chordata; Actinopteri; Syngnathiformes; Callionymidae. The record is from RefSeq and is a predicted model, not a curated record.